This is a messenger RNA of Vicia villosa (hairy vetch), 1940 nucleotides long. RefSeq names its product purple acid phosphatase-like. The record is from RefSeq and is a predicted model, not a curated record. Bases 363 to 1778 code for a protein of 471 amino acids. The transcript has a single exon. Lineage: Eukaryota; Viridiplantae; Streptophyta; Magnoliopsida; Fabales; Fabaceae. Gene Ontology annotation, molecular function: acid phosphatase activity; metal ion binding.
AAUUAUAUACAAUCUAUAUCAUGUGAUGAGUGCAUUUGGAUUCCUUCUAUUGUACUUUCACUUGAUUUCUAUCCAUUUUCUAUCAAAUCAAAAUGAAGAAUACUAGUCAAUAGUCAUCCACAUGCUGUGGAAAAUUAUUUCCACCUUAUCCCUUCUAUUGACUUGGUAGACAUGUUUGCACCAUACAACAAAGGGGGGGUCAUGUCAUGAAAGUAAUGGCUUCCUUCUUUUCUAUGAACAUGCUGUUUUUUAGUUGACUCCAAAUCUGAAUAGUCAACAUUAUAUGGCAACUACAUUUAUUCUUAGUUUAAUUCAUACUAUUACUAUACUCAUUCAUUAAGCUCUCUAAGUUUGAAAACAAAAUGAGUCUUUUUCGAGGAUUAUCAUUUCCUGGUUUUUUACUAGCACUAGCUUUGGUUUUGAGUUGUUUGUUUCUGUGUCAUGGAGGCACAACUAGUUCUUUUGUUAGGAAUGUUCAGAAGGCCAUUACUAUGCCACUUGAUAGUGAUGUGUUUUCUGUUCCUUCUGGUUAUAAUGCUCCCCAACAGGUUCAUAUAACACAAGGUGAUCUUGUUGGGAAAGCAGUGAUCGUGUCGUGGAUAACCGAAGAUGAGCCAGGGUCGAACGCAGUGCGUUACUGGAGUGCAAACAGCAAGCAGAAGAAGAAGCUAGCUAAAGGUGAAUUUGUUACUUAUAGAUUUUUCAAUUACUCAUCUGGUUUUAUUCAUCAUACUACUUUAAACAAUUUGGAGUACAACACUAAAUAUUAUUAUGAGGUUGGACUUGGAAACACAACAAGACAGUUUUGGUUUAUAACUCCUCCUGAGAUCGGUCCCGAUGUGCCAUACACGUUUGGUCUCAUAGGUGAUCUUGGUCAGAGUUAUGCUUCAAACACGACACUUUCCCAUUAUGAAUUGAACCCGAAAAAUGGGCAAACAGUGUUGUUUGUUGGCGAUCUCUCUUAUGCAGAAAACUUCCCGUACGAUGUCAAUCUUAGACGGGAUACUUGGGGAAGGUUUACAGAAAGGAGCGUGGCUUAUCAACCAUGGAUAUGGACAGUAGGAAACCAUGAAAUUGAUUUUGCACCAGAAAUCGGCGAAACUGAACCAUUCAAACCGUAUUCGAACAGAUACUACACUCCUUAUAAAGCAUCACAGAGUACUUCGCCCUUUUGGUAUUCUAUCAAAAGAGCUUCAGCACAUAUCAUUGUGUUGGCCUCGUAUUCAGCAUACGGAAAGUACACACCGCAGAACCAAUGGUUCGAACAGGAGCUACCGAAAGUUAACAGAACAGAAACUCCUUGGUUGAUUGUUGUAAUGCACGCACCUUGGUAUAACAGCUAUAACUAUCAUUACAUGGAAGGGGAAACAAUGAGAGUAAUGUAUGAGCCGUGGUUUGUUGAGUACAAGGUUGAUGUUGUGUUUGCUGGACAUGUUCAUGCAUAUGAACGAACCGAACGAGUGUCGAAUAUUGCGUAUAAUGUUGUAAAUGGUAUAUGCACACCUGUGAAAGAUCCAUCGGCUCCUGUAUACAUAACCAUCGGAGAUGGCGGGAAUCUGGGAGGCUUAGCAACCAACAUGACAGAACCACAGCCGGAAUACUCGGCAUUCAGAGAGUCUAGCUUUGGACAUGCCAUUUUUGAUAUAAAAAACAGAACGCAUGCUCAUUUUAGCUGGCAUAGAAAUCAAGAUGGUUAUUCUGUUGAGGCUGAUUCCCUUUGGUUUUUUAACAGAUUUUGGCACCCAAUUGAUGAUUCCACACCUCAUGUUUCCCAUUGAUUUACUACUCUUUUCAGAAGUAUAAGUACUCAAUGUGAUGUUAAUCAAUAAAGUCAUGAUUAUGUAAUAAUCAUGAUUAUCAUUACCUUUGAUUUUUGCCUUUUAAUAUAAUCCUUGUAGUACUUUGUACUCCCUCCGUCUCACAAGUUUCAUUUUUUUCUA